Messenger RNA from Pungitius pungitius (ninespine stickleback), 1519 nucleotides. It is a transcript of the gene lmo4b, whose product is annotated as LIM domain only 4b. The transcript has 5 exons. The coding region runs from base 417 to 914 and encodes 165 amino acids. The record is from RefSeq and is a predicted model, not a curated record. Lineage: Eukaryota; Metazoa; Chordata; Actinopteri; Perciformes; Gasterosteidae.
UUUUUACUGGUUAGUUCCUGUCAGCGACACACGCAGACCCAGCAGCUCGCGGGACCCACGGAGCACACACCGCAGCACAGACAGGUAUCGCCCGCGUGCCAGACUCCGUGUUUCUUCUCUUUCUUCCGCUCGGACGCGCACUUGUCGCCCUGAUGACAGCGCGCGCAGAACCUGUAAUUACAACUGGCAAUGGACUCCUUUUGUUCCGACGAAAAGAAGAGCAGUAAAGCAGCAGCCCGGGAGCCGUGCAGUGGAAAUACUAUCUGAUAACUCCAUCCGCGCUGCGUGGACGUCCAGGCUCGAGCUCUUUUUGUUUUUUGGGUGGGGGGGACUGUUGCAGCCUACCUGUUUACGCUGCUACGCUGCAAGUCAUCAACUUCACAGCCAUUACUCUUAAAAGAGACAAUCGAGGGACAAUGGUGAAUCCCGGAGGCAGCAGCCAGCCACCACCGGUGGGCACAGGUUCUCUGUCCUGGAAGCGGUGUGCAGGGUGCGGGGGCAAAAUCGCGGACCGCUUCCUCCUCUACACCAUGGACAGCUACUGGCACAGCCGGUGCCUCAAGUGCUCCUGCUGCCAGGCCCAGCUGGGGGAAAUCGGCACGUCGUGCUACACGAAAAGCGGCAUGAUCCUCUGCAGAAACGACUAUAUCAGAUUAUUCGGAAACAGCGGAGCUUGCAGCGCUUGUGGUCAGUCCAUUCCAGCCAGUGAGCUGGUGAUGAGGGCACAGGGCAACGUGUACCACCUCAAGUGUUUCACAUGUUCCACCUGCCGGAACCGGCUGGUCCCCGGGGAUCGGUUCCACUACAUCAACGGCAGCCUGUUCUGUGAACACGACAGACCCACAGCGCUCAUCAACGGCCAUUUGAGUUCACUGCAGACGAACCCACUGCUGCCCGACCAGAAGGUGUGUUAGGCGGGGCGGGUGCAGGAAGCAGGAUGUGUGCCUUCAUUUUAGCCCUUACUCAUCGUCACCCGAGACGGCGUGGAUCAGCAGCCCCCCCGGCCUUUCAGCUGUGCUCCCAGAAAGGAAUCCACUACCCACCCGACCAGUUCCUUGACUUUUAUUUCUGUGACCCAUAUUCAACGCUCAGCCUUUCAAACUCAGCUUUUUUUUUUUCCCCAAAUAUGGGUGGAUACUUGCACUUAAUGCGUCUGAUUCAGGAACGCUGAGGACUCUGUGACCUUGGAAUUUAAGGAAGAAGAAGAAGAAGAAAGAGGCUGAUCUUUAUUCAAGGGGACUCUUCAGGAAGAGAGGAUGAAAUAAAACACAGGAGGAUGUUGUGACUGAAGCGAGAGGAGGAGAAAAAGGACUAAUGAUGUUAAGGAGAUGCAGGCUUUUCCACUGCAUAUUUGUUUAAAAAACAUUUUAGGGGGAAAACCUGGGACCUUUUCAUUUUUCCUCUCUUCCUUUUCUAUCCUCAUUCCCCAACAACAUAGUGUUUCCACUUUAUACAUUUUAGGUGUCGUUGACGGGGAAUGUUUUUGUUUAGUUUUUCUUUGGUGAUAUACAUAGAAAAA